UUUUCGCAAAAAAAUCCUCGGGAAACCUUGAGAUGAGUGAAGGAGUUCUUUUCCAUAUAAAUACCCAACACUGGGGGAGGGUCUUUAGUACAGUUGCAACCACAGACCCUAACAUGGCUCUUCUCUUCGUGGCGAUUUUGGCCGUCGUCUUCAGCGUGGUCUCCAGUGGCGUCGUCCCAGCCUACCAUGGCUACGGCCCCGUGCACCACGACCCCCUCGAAGGAGUCGAUUAUUACGCCCACCCUCGCUAUUCGUACAACUACGGGGUGGCCGAUGGGUUGACAGGCGACCACAAGACCCAGCACGAGGUCAGGGACGGGGACGUGGUCAAGGGUUCGUAUUCGGUGGCGGAGCCUGAUGGUACAAUUCGCGUGGUUCAUUACGCCGCUGACGACCACAAUGGGUUCAAUGCCGUGGUAACGAGGAUUGGAAAGGCGGUGCACGCCGCCCCCGUGGCGGCGGCGCACGGUUUCCUGGGCCAUGGCCACUAUUAGGCCCUUUAAUCGCAGGCAACGUUGUAAUUUUUUUUGAAUAAAGUGGUGCGACCUUG
This is a messenger RNA of Tribolium castaneum (red flour beetle), 550 nucleotides long. Its product is annotated as larval cuticle protein A2B-like. The transcript is spliced from 3 exons. Gene Ontology annotation, cellular component: extracellular matrix. The record is from RefSeq and is a predicted model, not a curated record. NCBI's taxonomy places the organism in Eukaryota, Metazoa, Arthropoda, Insecta, Coleoptera, Tenebrionidae. The coding region runs from base 33 to 494 and encodes 153 amino acids.